AUGGCAGACGAAGACCUUUCCACGAUUCCCACCUCUCCCUCGGCCCAUUUCUACCCGUUCGCAACAUCUCCGGAUAUCAUCCGCUCUCAUGAGAAGGAUGGCUUCAUCACAGGGAGCUUGAUCAAUCAAGCCCAGAACAUUGCCCGUUCACUCCGUGGAGCCCGAUUCGCUCACGCUCAUUCCGACUCCAUCAAACACCUGACAGAGAUCCUGUACUUCUCGUUAACGACCUUGAUCGGUAACCGAACACUGGGAGAGGAAUACUGCGACCUCGUUCAGCUGGAGGAUGACACCCUUCAACUUCCGUCGACUAUCCGCAGAGCGGGAUACAUUCUGAGCAGCAUCGUGGUUCCCUGGGUUCUCCAGCGUAUUCUUCCCGCUUUUCGACGGCGGUUACGCGCGAAGCUGGAACGAAGUGUUGCCCGGCAACAAUUCAAAGCUCAACAGGCGGCUGCGCAGCAACCAGUGCUGCCCGGGAAGGAAAAAGGAAAGCAGGAGAAACGCCCCUUGAUCACGAAGUUGAGGGUUCAGAAAUACAUCCUCGAGCAUCUGGACUCGAUAACCUCGGUCUCGCCUGUUUACGCUCUCAGCAUCGCGACGUUCUACUUCACCGGCUCGUAUUACCACCUCGCCAAGAGGUUCUGGAACCUCCGCUACGUGUUCACAAAGAAGCUUGAGGAGAAUGAGCAGCGUGUUGGCUAUGAAGUCCUGGGUGUUCUGCUCGUCCUACAGAUCGCCGUGCAUGGUGUCUCUCACGUCAGGAAGGUCACCGCUAGCCUGAAGCAACAGCAAGAAAACCCGGAACUGGAGUCCGAGAUGCUGGAGUCUACUGAGAAACGAGACGAUUCUGUCAUCCCAUCGAUUGAGAAUCCAUCUCCCCUCCCUAAUCUCCCCGCGUCUAUGCCUCGGUACGACCUGGGCGAGGACGCGGAUGCCGUGCCCUGGAUCCCACCAGGUCAGCAGAGCAGGUGCACAUUGUGCCUGGAACUCUUCAAGGAUCCCAGUGUCACGACCUGCGGACAUGUCUUCUGCUGGACUUGCGUGAGGGACUGGACGCGUGAGAAGCCUGAGUGUCCUCUUUGUCGACAGGAUGUGAUUCUUUCCAAGGUUCUCCCUCUAAGAGGGUAG
Aspergillus glaucus CBS 516.65 is the source of this 1128-nucleotide messenger RNA. It is a transcript of the gene pex10, whose product is annotated as ubiquitin-protein ligase peroxin 10. Gene Ontology annotation, biological process: protein import into peroxisome matrix. The transcript has a single exon. Gene Ontology annotation, molecular function: zinc ion binding. The coding region runs from base 1 to 1128 and encodes 375 amino acids. Gene Ontology annotation, cellular component: peroxisomal membrane. Lineage: Eukaryota; Fungi; Ascomycota; Eurotiomycetes; Eurotiales; Aspergillaceae. The record is from RefSeq and is a predicted model, not a curated record.